UGAAAGUGAGCCGCAUAUUUUAUUGGCGGCGGCUGGUGGGGCUAGUCGCCGGACGCCAAAAGCGCGAACGCGUUUGAUCCGUAGACUUUGGAGGAGAAGGAAGCUCUGUGGCUUAAACACGCCCGAGUGGACGGUUGCUCUGUUUGUGCCGAAAAAACAGAAUUGAGCCCAGAUAGUUUUUCGGAAAUUCCCUUCCCGCUCAAUGGGCUGUUACUAUUGGCGAAGGCGAACCCCGCCCCUUUUCUGAAAAGAAAGGUAUAGCAUGUCAGAAACUCUCAUGGACCAGGAUUCUACAAAGCUGCAAGCAGAGGUGGAGCGUCUAGCAGCUGAGCUGCAGGAGGCAAUCCAAGAGAAUGUCCAGGCAGCCCAGUAUGGGCUAGCUGUGCUGGAGGAGAAUGAGGAGCUCAAGCAGCGCUGUGGAGAUCUGGAAGGUCAACUAGAGGUCUUACGUGUAGAAUUGGCCUGCAUGAAGGAGGCUUUGGCAGAAUCUCACAGCAGCCAUAAACGAGCAGCAGUUGAUGGGGAGAACCGGGAAGAGUCUCUACUCAGGGAAUCGGCUUCCAAAGAAGCCCAUCUGACUCAAACCAUUGAGGAGUUCCAAAGUGAAGUGAAAUUCCUGAAAUCCCAGCUUGACAAUACAGGGGUGGAAAAUGAGCGGCUCAAUAUAGCUCUGCGAGACUUAAGGAAGGAGUGCCAGACUCUGGAGUCUGAAAAAAAUCAAUUGCGUGAGGAGAUGAAACAAGCUAAGUCACGGGAACUUUGCCAGUUGCAGGAUUGUGGAGAGCUUGAGGAAGAAAAUAUUUCCCUGCAGAAACAGGUCUCCAUCCUCCGGGGAAAUCAGGUAGAAAAAGAAAAAGCUUCACUAGCUUCAGAUCUGCAGGAUCUCAAAAAACAGCUGACGAGGACUAAGGAGAUCUUGGCCCAACAGCAGUUGUGCAACAGCCGUCAAGUAGAUCAGCUUCCAGCCCCAGAGGCUAAGACUAGUGCUAAUAACGGUGGAGAUAGCCUGUCACCCAAUAAUAGGGAAUGCUACCGUGAGGAGCUGGACAGGGCCCAACUGGCAGUCCGGCAGGAGAGAGAGGCAGCUGCCCACUUAGAAGCUGAGUUGAGAGUUGCUAGACGGAUUACCAGAGAGUGUCAGUCACGGCUGGCUGAGACUCAGGAGGAGCUCCUUAUUUUUUCUGAGGAGAUGGCAGCUCUCUACCAUCACAUCUGUGCCUGCCACAACAUAACCCCUCACCGUGUAGUAUUGGACUAUUACAGGGAGGGUCGUGGUGUUCAAAGUGUGUGCAGGAGGCAUUCCUCCAGAAAACAUAUGUUCACAGAAAUAGAGACAACUAGCAGUGGAGACAGAUCACCAGCCAGUAGCCCUGGCUCCCCGUGUGGUUUGGAACCUGUUUAUGUCACUAAUCUGACAGAGAUCUUGAAAGAACAGCUGGGACAUCUGGAGGUGGCACUGUCCAUUGCACAUCAACAGAGCCCAAUGGGGCACAGAGCUGAACUGGAACGUGAUAAAGAAGUUCUGGUAGAAGAGGUGCUGAAACUGAAGUCCAUGUUGAGCACAAAGCGUGAACAGGUUGCUACACUGCGCACAGUGCUUAAGGCGAACAAGCAGACAGCAGAGGCAGCCCUCUCAAAUCUCAAAGGACAGUUCGAAGGUGAAAAGGUGCUGGUGUCAGAGACCAUGAUCAAGUUGCGUCAUGAGCUCAAGGCCUUGAAGGAGGAUGCUGCUACUUUCUCUUCCCUACGUGCCAUGUUUGCUAGCAGGUGUGAUCAGUAUGUGAGCCAACUAGACGAGAUGCAACGGCAACUGGAAGCUGCAGAGGAUGAAAAGAAGACUCUAAAUUCCUUGUUGCGCAUGGCGAUCCAGCAGAAGCUGGCACUCACACAUCGACUGGAGGCUCUUGAACACCCAGUGGAAGACUUGCGGAGCAAUAGGAGGAUACUCAGAGCAGCAAAGAGUAGUGCGAGAUGAGAGUAAUGGGAUUCGGUACAGGAUUUCUUGGUUAUUCGGGAUGCUCUGUGACGACAGGACUGCAAUUCUCUUGCGUAACCAAAAACAGUCAGUACCAGCAACCUGCAGCCACUCAGGAAGGAAACUGGAUAAGGAGACUCUAGCCCGAACAUAUGUCUUAAUUCCCCCCUCUUCCUCCUUUUCCUUACUGCCUUAAGAAAUCCCAAAGAUAUACUUUUUCUCUAAAUAUUUCUCUAGAACCGUUUUGUAAAGCACCUGCAAUACCUUUUUAAAGCUCUGCUCCAAUAACAGUACUGUCAACCUUGAAUAAGGCUACACAUUUAGUGUUAACUGGUUGAAAGAAAUUGUGCAGGGAUUGCUUUUUUCACUACCCCGUAUUUCCUUCCCCCCCCCAUUGACCCACCAUUUAUUCUGCUUAUUUGUUUGCCACAGGUUUUACAGGUAAUUUGAAACAGGUGUGCAAUUAAUGGACAGGUAACAAUGAGAUGUGUUGUCAGAUGAAGAUAUACCUGGAAGAAAUUCUGCAGCUUGCAGCUAGGCAAGCCCCUGGUUUCCCUUAAAUAAAUUAUGUCCCCUGGUUUCUAAUCUCUUUUUAACUAAAAUCCAGGAAAUAAACAUUACAUUGCAUAACAUAAGGAAUAUCAAAACACUUUAUAGUUCUAAAUAGACAUAUGUAUUUAACAUACCAAAAAAGAUUAUCCUUCUUUACAGUUGCCCUGUAAUUCUAUCCCAAGAUAGUCUGAAGCCUUUUGCAGAGUCUUAUCACCUGAUCUUUGACAUUUUUUGUGCCUUUUCAUCAUUUGUUAAUUCUAUUCUUGAUAUAUUUCCAUUGUUCUAAAAACACCUACCCAUCUCUGAUAGUUUCAUAAUAUAUUUUUUCUCCCUCCCAUUUUUUACUGACAUAAUGUGUAUGGUAUUUAAAGGGGAAGAGUGUUACUGAAAUGAAUGGGGGUCUAUAUUUCCUGAAAUAUUUUCUUAUUUUUUUCUGAUCACAAUGAACCAGAAAUAGAUAGUAUUUAUUUUUUGCAAUAUCUGAAUGUCAGAAAUGUCUCAGUAAUAUAGUUCAAUUGGGAAAGUAAUAUACCGUAGAAUGGUCAAUCACUAGUUUCCUGGGCAGUUUUCUCUGUGCUAAGAAGAUGCAUAUAAUUACCCCUUCCCCCUUUGGCUUGGAUGCAAUUGUUUUUGAAAGCUAUUUCAAGGAUAUUGUGCCAGGCACUGGAAGAAAGGCAGAGAAAGAUAUUUGAGGCUUUGUUUAAUUAUAAUAUUGCCAGAGAGAACAGCAUUGUGUAUGGUUGGGUGAUGCCCCCUUCUGGUAAAAAUUGAUCAGUUGGGUAGUAUAAUAUACUUAUUUAAAGACGGGUUUUGAUCCCUUCUUGACUAUAUACUUGAUAACAAACAUUGGUUUUAUUGUUAAGUAAUAUUGUCUGAAAUUUUCCUUCCCCUCUUAACUGAAUGAUAUCUGGGAAUUUGAUAAAAGGAAGGGGGCUAAGAAAUAAGAAAAAAAAAUGACCAUGCCUUUGGAUUAAAAAAAAUACAAUGUUAAUAUAUAAAGCUUAUUUUGUGUUUCUCAAUAAAGUCCCUGUAGAAUAGUAUGCCUUCAUCCCUCAAUAUGCAAUAAUAAAAGUAUGUAUUUUUAAAACUUAAGAUUUAAAAAUUAAUUUGCAUUAUCUAUUUUAGCUACUGUAAAGAAGAGCUUUUCAUUGUUCCCUAUAUCAUUCAAAACACAUUGUCAGCAGACAGGGGAAAGUUAUGCUUGAUUCAGAGAGACAGAAAGCCAUGGCUACUUUUGUCACAUACUGUUUAAUGCAGGAAUUUUCAAACUAGUUCAUGAUAUCCUGGGGAUUUGUGAGCAAAUCUGGGAGGGGUUGCAAAGUUUUUUCACCAUGCACAGGAAAAGCUGGAGCCUAUCAGACUAUACUCCUUCUCUGCCUAGGUAAGCUAGUUUAUCCAUUCAUUAUCUGGCUGAUUGUUUUGUUGCCACAGUGGGGGCAGGCCCUGGACAUCUAAGAUCUUGAGCCUACCCUGCCUAGUACUAAGGACCCCACAUUUUAAAAAUUUAUUUAAAUUUAUUGACUGCCCAACUCCAGUAGAUGCUGGGCUUCGCACAAAACUAAAAAGACAUUAAAACAGCUAAAGAUAUUAAAUUACAUUUAGAUGGUGAUCAUGACAGUAGAUAUAGAAAAGAGCUGAGCAAGGCUAUUUUGAACUUUAUUCUACAUUGAUGCCCAAAAGGGGAGUACUGUAUGAAUCACAGAUAGUCCAGGGUACUCAGCUGCUGCUCUGUUGAUAGGGGAGGGAAAGAAAAUGUGGCACUGGACAGGACAAACACAAUUGGCUUGUCCAAGUAAAACCAGACCACGUUCUGACAGAACUCCAGUUUUGCAUGUGAAGAACUAAUAGUUUGUAUAAAGAAUUGGCUGGUGCAAAACCCCCCAAUCUUUAGCUGCAUUAGUUGUUGAUACGCUUUUCUUUUUUCUCCUCAUUUAUAGGGGACUAUAUAUACUGUAUAUUUAUUCUGGGAAGUCAUGGAUAUCACAAAGUUUAAAAACAACUGGCUUAGUAAAGUAGUCAUUGACUACCAGCUGUGGAGAACUUGAACACUAUCCAUAAAGUCAUAGCUAGUUUUAGUAAGGCCUAUACACAAAGUUAGGGGAGGUAAGAGAUGAUCCUUUACUUCAUUUAAUGGGACUAUGUGACAAAUUUAUGACCCUGAGCUCUGCCUUGGACUUGAUCAUUUUCCUCUUAAAAAUAGCAUUGAUAUGAAGCUGGGGCCAUUUGGGUUAAAAAUUUAUGAACUAUCAUGUAUAUCUUCUAAAAUUAUUUAUUCCUAAACUAUAGUAGUUUUACUGAGCUAUCCACACACAAAUAAAGGAGGUAUGUAAACAA
Molecule: messenger RNA, 4861 nt
Organism: Pantherophis guttatus
Lineage: Eukaryota; Metazoa; Chordata; Lepidosauria; Squamata; Colubridae
Source: RefSeq, a predicted model, not a curated record